This is a messenger RNA of Trichosurus vulpecula (common brushtail), 4105 nucleotides long. RefSeq names its product Rho GTPase activating protein 27 (gene ARHGAP27). Gene Ontology annotation, biological process: signal transduction; regulation of GTPase activity. The transcript is spliced from 18 exons. Gene Ontology annotation, molecular function: protein binding. NCBI's taxonomy places the organism in Eukaryota, Metazoa, Chordata, Mammalia, Diprotodontia, Phalangeridae. Gene Ontology annotation, cellular component: cytoplasm. The coding region runs from base 333 to 3017 and encodes 894 amino acids. The record is from RefSeq and is a predicted model, not a curated record.
CAGAUUAGGAGGAAGUGUGCUGGGCGCUCUCCGCCGGUGACUCCACUCUCUUAUAUUGUUCAACAGGAAACGAGGGAGCGAGCAAGUGAGAAAGAAAGAGAGGGAGGGAACCAACCAACCAGCCAGCCAGCCAGCCAGCCCUCGGUCGGCUAGUCCAGGCCCCACCCUCAGCAUUCAGACUGAUCUGCUCGGAUGUCAGAAACCUGACUUACUUUCCAGCCAGUCACCUCUGAAACUCCUCUCAGUCCAGCUCAUGGGUCCCCAAAGUGGCCAGCCCCUUUCCAGGUAGCGAAGCUGUUGGAGAGGUCCGAGAGCCCCAGGCUGGGGCCGGAAUGGAGACAGCGGAUGGCCCGGGGGACGAGUACGUGUUGGUGGAGCAUGCCUUCGAGUACACCGGAAAGGAUGGACGGCGCAUCAGCAUUCAACCCAAUGAGCGCUACCAGCUGCUGCGGCGGAGCACAGAGCAUUGGUGGCACGUGAGGCGGGAACCUGGCAGCCGUCCCUUCUACUUGCCCGCUCAGUAUGUGCGGGAGCUGCCGCGGCUCAGCUCCCCUGACGACCCGGCCUCUCCCCAAAUGCCCUUGCCCGCCGCUGCCCCGGCCACCCGCGCCCCGGAGCCUCUCACUUACGAUUACAAAUUCGUGAGCAUCCCCGCAGAGACCGCGCCCGCCCCGUCGAGUGGCGACUCCGGGAGCCCCUCGGAGCAUGCGGCUGGAGCCCUGGGCCGCUUCAGCUCCUUCCACAGCCCCGGGCGGCGCCGCGAUGCUAGCAAGCGGAGCAGUUUGGCCCCUGGCCUCCCCACCACCCUCUACCUCCGACCCGCAACCCCCAUCAGGACGGCACAGUCCUUAGACGACCUGGCUCGGACCGCAGUCGUGCCCCUCUCCGGGCUCCUGGGGAGCUCGGGGUCUUACAAGGCUUGCAGCGUGGCGGGCUCCUGGGUCAGCCCCCGGCCCCUCGCCAAGAGCCGGCCUCUCCCCCAGAGCCGGAGCGAGUCGGAGAACAUCUAUGAGUCUAUCCAAGACGUGCGAGGCGAGCUUCCCAAAGAGAAGGUAGAGAGUUCUCUGGACCCUGUGUAUGUGAAUGUGGAGAGGCAGCAGCGAACUCCAGCUCUGGCUCCAGUCCCUGCCCCUGCCCCUGGCGCAACCCCUACCUCCACCGGCCCAGUGUGGGAGACUCAUACAGACUCAGGCAGUGGACGACCCUACUAUUAUAAUCCAAUCACUGGGGAGACCACUUGGGAAUCUCCCUUUGGGCCUCCCGAGUCUGCAUCUAGCCCAGCUACCUCUCUAUCCCCUCUGGGCAGCCCGGGGGACCCUGAAGCUGAGUGGGAUCAGUACUGGGAUGAAGAAAGCAGGAGGGUGUUCUUCUACAACCCCCUGACUGGUGAGACUGCAUGGGAGGAGUCCACCAUCCCUGAGAUGCAAACAGAACUUGCCCCCUGUAGCCCCAUGGACCAACGGCCACCAACACCAGAGGCAGACUAUCCAGAGGAACUGACCUGCUACCCAGAUGAAGACUACUCUCCAGGGAGCUCUUACACUGAUGCCAGCCUGGGCUCCCCAGCCCCAGGGCAAACAACUGACCCCUACAUACCCCCUGGCUGGUCCUGCCACAUCACCCCGGAUGGGCAUUUGCUCUAUACCAAUCUUUAUACACAGGAACAGUGGAUGAGGUCCGAGGAUGAGCAGGGGAAGCCAUACUUCUACAAUCCCAGUGAUAGCACCACCCAGUGGGAGCUUCCCCAGGUACCUGUCACGGGCCAGCGCCACCAAAGCAGCGGCAGCAAGUCCAGCCAGAGCAGUGAUUCCCUGACACCAAGCAGCCCUCCAGAGGAGAAAUCCAAGACUCUGGAUAAAGCUGGUGUCCUUCAUCGCACCAAGACAGUGGACAAAGGGAAACGUCUACGUAAGAAGAACUGGAGCCCAUCUUGGACUGUGCUAGAAGGCGGGAUUCUGACCUUCUUUAAGGAAUCAAAGGCCUCAAUUGCUGGUGGCCUGAGACAGCCAUCCACCUUAUCUACUCCAGAGUACACCGUAGACCUCCGAGGAGCCACCCUCAACUGGGCCGCCAAGGACAAGUCUAGCAAGAAGAAUGUGCUACAGCUCCAGAGCCGAGAUGGCUCUGAGUACCUGAUUCAGCAUGACUCAGAGCCCAUUAUUGGGACGUGGUACAAGGCUAUCAGUCAGGGAAUCCGGGAGCAGUCCACAGAUGCCUACCCUGAGACUGACAGUGAAAAUAGUGCUGACUUUGGGUCCAUUGAGCGGCUGGGAGGUGGAAGGGAGAAAGAAGAGGAAAAGAAACAUCCUAUGAGUCCCAUGGGUCCUGAGAAUGACUCCAACAAGGUUCGGCACAAACUCCGAAAAUUCUUAUUGAGGAGACCAACCCUGCAGUCUCUUCGAGAUAAGGGCUACAUCAAAGACCAGGUGUUUGGCUGCGCGUUGUCUACAUUAUGUGAGCGAGAGAACAGCCUCAUACCCCGCUUCGUGCAGCAGUGUAUCCGGACAGUGGAGGCUCGGGGGUUGGACAUUGAUGGAUUGUACCGCAUCAGUGGGAAUCUGGCCACCAUCCAGAAACUUCGUUACAAAGUGGACCAUGAUGAGCGGCUGGACCUGGAUGACGGGCGAUGGGAGGACGUCCACGUCAUUACCGGAGCAUUGAAGCUCUUCUUCCGGGAGCUGCCUGAGCCCCUCUUCCCCUUCUCUUACUUCCGCCAGUUCAUCGCAGCCAUCAAACUCCAGGAUCAGGCCCAGCGGAGCUGCCUCAUCCGGGACCUGGUGCAUUCCCUUCCCGCCCCCAACCAAAACACCAUGCGUGUCCUCUUCCAGCACCUCUGCAGGGUGAUUGAGCAAAAAGAAAAAAACCGCAUGUCCGUACAGAGCGUGGCGAUCGUCUUUGGGCCCACACUGCUGCGGCCUGAGUUUGAGGAGGGAAACAUGCCCAUGACCAUGGUGUUUCAGAACCAAGUGGUUGAGCUGAUACUCCAGCAAUGCAGAGACAUCUUUCCCCCAUGCUGACCCAGCCUUGCCAGAGGCCAGGACACACCUGGACAGUGGGAUGUAGACACAAUGGGGCGGGAGGGUAGAGAAAGGGGUAGGGGGACAUCGAUUUAACCAAUAAAUGGAGAGAGUUUCCUUUGUGCUGGGCUUGUUGUCCUGUGGCUCAGCAGGGUGGGGGUCUCUAGCAGGUCUUGGGUACCCAGAAAUUUGGCAGGAAGGGAGGAGAUAGCCUGCAUCACCCUCCCCUUCCCAAAUCUCUCCUCCCCCUCAGUCCCCUAGUAUAGAAAGCUAGAAUCAUGGGCUUCAGAGUUGGAAGGGACCUUAGACAUCAUCUCGUCCAGCCCCCUCACUUUAUGGAUAAAGAAAGAGGCCGCAUGGGUCCAAUGGGGAAACACCCAUUGAGUGACUUGCCAAGAUCACUUAGGUGGUGGUGUAGAGAGAGGUGAGGGGAAGAGUAGGAGACAAGGCUAGAAGCAGAGACUGGUGUCAGGCUACAGAGCCAUGAAUGCCAGAAAAAAAGGAGUUUGAAUGUUAUUUGGACGGCAGGAGGGAGCCAUGAACAAUUUUUGAGCAGAACCACAUAACCCACUGAAGGAGAAAGAUUUCUGGGUUACUCUUCAAGGUCAAGGUGUCCCCAGGGGCUCAUGGUGGCCUUCUAACCUCUGUGAAUCCAGAAUCUCUCAGCCCACAUAGUCCUUAAAAGACUCAACAGUUAGAGAAAUGAGUGAGCAUCCCGUGCCUCAGCCUGGGGUUAAGACUGACAAAACAGGGACAAAUGGAAAAUGGGACAGCUAUGGAAUGAGGCACCCUAAUGUUAAUCUUCAGGCCAUGAGGCUCACACUCUUUAUCUGUGACGCUGUGCAUCAUUCAUUCUGCACCCCUAUAAAGGCAAAUUCCUUGCCUUUGACCACCACCAACGGGACUUAGCCCUGGGGAAUCCACAGCGACCCCUGGUGGCAAGUUUAAGUAAUAAAAAGGAUCACAACUCAUGAUCAGCCAUUAGGGAGCUGAGUCCUGCUGUCUAGAAGAAGCCUACAGUUUAAGUCAGUGGAUUUGAAACUUUUUUGAUUGCUCAUGCCUAUCAAUAAAAAAAGUUGGAAAACACA